GUCUUGGGAGCAGAGGGUGCUCUAAGCAGUAGUGACGUUGUUAAACAUAAAAAAAAAAAAAUCUGGUACUUUUCCAUGAUGUAAAUUAACUCAGAGAUGGGAAUAUUAAGGCAAUUCAAACAACACACCAAACAGAAUUUGGGAAACGAUGACUGCUGUCGGAUUAGCAAGAAGAUGCAUGAGAUUAAGACACUUUGUUUAUGCAUAUUACUCUAGAGAAUGCAACACUGGAGGUGAUGCCACAAACAUUUCUCGCUGCAAGCCAAAUCAGUUUGAUAAAAAAAUACUAAAGUGGACAGGACGUUUUAAAUCGGAAGCGGAUAUUCCACCAACCAUUCCGCUGGAAAUGCUGGUUAGAGCUCGAAACAAAGCACGCAUUAAAGCUUGUUACAUUAUGAUUGCAAUCACUGUUGUAGCUUGCUUUGUGGUGAUUGUAUCCGGCAAAAAGGCUGCCGCACGUCACGAGUCAUUAACAAGUCUGAACUUAGCAAAGAAAGAAAUGUGGCGUAGAGAAGCAGAAAAGAAGAAAUGAACCCAUUCAGCAGAUUCAAAUAAAUGGAUACAUUACAUGGACAAUUAUACUUUCAUCAUAAGCUUGUUUGUUUCCACAGAGUAAUAGUUUUCCAGCUGUGAUUGUUUCCACUGCCUUUCCCCUUGCCCCCUCACCCCUUAAAAUAAACACACUUACAAUCA
Messenger RNA from Rana temporaria (common frog), 693 nucleotides. RefSeq names its product family with sequence similarity 162 member B (gene FAM162B). The record is from RefSeq and is a predicted model, not a curated record. Bases 149 to 532 code for a protein of 127 amino acids. Lineage: Eukaryota; Metazoa; Chordata; Amphibia; Anura; Ranidae. The transcript has 4 exons.